AUGUCUAGUAAGUCACGUGUAACACCGUCGUCGUCGUCUCGUCAGAAAGAGUUAGAGAGCUAUUACUUUGAUCCCAAGUCCCCGGGUGCGUAUUACGGUGCCUCCAAAUUUCAACAAAGUUUAAAAAGACGUGGGAAAACGGUUAGCGUGUCCAAGGUAAAAGCCGAAUUGAGCAAGCACGAUGCUUACACGCUUCAUAAGUCGGUGAAACGCAAAUUUCAACGACUCAGAGUACUCGUCAACCGAAUAGAUCAGCAGUGGGAUGUCGAUCUGAUGGACAUGAGUCGCUACGUUAAAGUGAACGAUGGUAUACGUUACGUGCUGAUAGCCAUUGACAUUUUGUCACGCUAUCUAUGGGUAGCCCCUUUAAAAAACAAGAAACCCGAGUCCACUGUCGAGGCAUUCAAAGACAUUUGGUCGCACGGUCGCAAGCCACAAACCAUCAGAGUGGACAAAGGUACGGAAUUUAAAGGGGCAUUCCAGGAUUUUAUAGAGCGUCAGUCGAUCAAACUGUUCGUCACUCAGAACGAAGACAUUAAAGCGAAUUACGCCGAGAGAGUCAUUCGAACGUUGAGGUCGCUCAUAGCGAGGUAUCUGACACACAAGAACACCGAGCGCUAUGUGGACGUGCUGUCCGAUCUAGUGUACAAUUACAAUCACACCGUACACAGAAGUUUAGGCGAGUGGGCUCCUGCAGAUGUGAAUGAACGAAAUGAAGUCAAAGUAUGGAAUCAUUUAUACACGAAACCAUCACCGUACAUGACACACAAGAUCCGUCCCUUUCAAUAUAAAAUAGGGGAUAUCGUGAGAAUCAGUUAUUUGAGAAAACCUUUCGCUAAGGAACACAACUUGAGAUGGACGGAAGAGUUAUUUAAAGUAGCAGCCCGUUAUCGACAACAGGGUAUUCCUUUAUACACGCUGAAAGAUUUUCACGACCAGUUCUUAAAGGGACGUUUUUACGAAGAAGAAUUACAGCGUGUCGAUAAAGAUUUAGAUGCUGCAUGGGAUAUCGAAAAAGUGUUAAAGAAAAAGAAAGACAAAGGGAAAUUGUACUAUUUAGUCAGGUGGGCAGGCUGGCCGUCGAGUUUCGAUUCCUGGGUAGAAGCAAGGGAAGUGAAGGACAAGUAA
Haliotis rufescens (red abalone) is the source of this 1128-nucleotide messenger RNA. Its product is annotated as SCAN domain-containing protein 3-like. Gene Ontology annotation, biological process: DNA integration. The transcript has a single exon. Lineage: Eukaryota; Metazoa; Mollusca; Gastropoda; Lepetellida; Haliotidae. The record is from RefSeq and is a predicted model, not a curated record. Bases 1 to 1128 code for a protein of 375 amino acids. Gene Ontology annotation, molecular function: nucleic acid binding.